Molecule: messenger RNA, 1624 nt
Organism: Erigeron canadensis
Lineage: Eukaryota; Viridiplantae; Streptophyta; Magnoliopsida; Asterales; Asteraceae
Product: UPF0481 protein At3g47200-like
Exons: 1
Coding region: 76-1422 (448 amino acids)
Source: RefSeq, a predicted model, not a curated record
UCUCCUAAAAUAACUUUUCUUGUCUUUCAUAAAUUACGAAUUUCAACGAAAAAGAGCUUAAUUAGCAUUUCUAUAAUGGCAAAUAAUGAUCUAGAAUACGGACGUAUUCCUAAUGAAGAAGAGCCAGCUUUUCAAGUCCUCCUUCGGCGUGCAGAGAAUGCAAAGAAUCGUGUUGAAAAACGUCCGUCUAUUUGUAUGGUUCCUAGUGUCCUUAGAAACCUUAGCAAAAAAUCGUUCAUACCACGAGUGGUUUCUAUAGGACCUCUGCAUAAAGAAAACGAAAAUCUACAAGAAUUUGAAUGGCUAAAAGAUUCUUAUUUGCAUGACUUGUUGUCACAUUCGAGUGACAAAACAAGUACACUAGAAAAAUGUCUAGAAAAAGUGAACAAAAAAAUGGAAGAAAUCAAGUCAUGUUAUGAUACCCGAAUGAUCAAGAAGUAUAAAGACACUGACUUAGCCAAUAUGAUGGUCUUGGAUGGUAGUUUUAUACUUGAAUUCUGCUUCAAACAGGAUAAUAAAAAACCAAGUUUUUUAAGCAAGAUACAAAUCACUUGUAUCGCCAUUGACUUAAUGUUGCUUGAAAACCAAAUUCCUUUCUCUGUUCUUCAAACCAUCUUCGACUGCACCAUUAAGAAAAGCCAUCCGAAGAUUUCUCUUACGUGUCUCCUUCGUAGGAUUCUAGGAAGCUACAUUCACCCCUUUUGUAUUCCCUUAGAAAUAAAAGUCACUCAUGAGUCUGAUUCACAACAUGUUCAUGUUCUUGAUUGUGUACACAAAAUUUACAAUCCAUCAGAUACAGUUGUAGAUAUUCAGCCAACAAAAAAGGAUGGAAAUAUUCAGACAUCGUUAAAUUACAAUCACUCUGUUUUAGAACUAGACAGGUCAGGGGUGAACUUUAAGCCGCAGAAAGAAAAGGAGAAGGCAAUGUCUAUGAGUAUUAUCAAGUCACGUUCGUGUUUAAAUUUGUCGCCGUGGAGUAAGCGUACACUUUUAAUGCCAACACUUGUUGUACACGAGUUUACUGAGGCGGUUUUGAGGAAUUUUAUUGCAUAUGAGCAAUUUUCCCCUGAAGUGAACUACUUUUUUACAUCGUAUGCAUCUGCGAUGGACAUGCUUAUUGAUAGCGAAAAGGAUGUUCGUAAAUUGGUUGAGUCAAAAGUCAUUGUCAACAAUCUUGGUUCGAAUAAAGAAGUGGCGAGAGUGAUCAACGGCAUAUGUGUGAACAUAGAAAUCGAGCGUUUUUGUUACUCUGAAGCGAUACAAGAAUUGGAUAGGUAUUAUAAUUCAUACUGGCCGAAACAUUUUGCGUAUUUGAAACGUACGUAUUUCCAAAAUCCAUGGAGUGUGAUUGCUCUAUUGCUAUAUUUCAUACUCUUUGGUCUUGCCGUUCUUCAGGCCAUCUUGAGAAUCAGGGGUUCAUGAUCCAUAAUAAUUGGUUAGUAUAAUUUGAUCAGUAACCAACGGCUGGAUUUUCAUUAUUUGCUUUUUCUUCUAUUGUCGUCACCAAGUCUUCGAGUCAACCACAUGUGUUGUGCAAUGUAAUAUAAAUAUAUAAUAUACUUCUAAUAUGAUGUUUUGUAUGCUUCUGAUUUGUUUAAUAGACAAAUUAUUUAAUAUCGUCAAA